This is a messenger RNA of Macadamia integrifolia, 1849 nucleotides long. RefSeq names its product GDP-mannose 4,6 dehydratase 1. NCBI's taxonomy places the organism in Eukaryota, Viridiplantae, Streptophyta, Magnoliopsida, Proteales, Proteaceae. The record is from RefSeq and is a predicted model, not a curated record. Gene Ontology annotation, biological process: GDP-mannose metabolic process. The transcript has a single exon. Gene Ontology annotation, molecular function: GDP-mannose 4,6-dehydratase activity. Bases 179 to 1354 code for a protein of 391 amino acids.
UGAGCAGUGUUGCCUCCCUCUUUCUCUGCUUCUUCCCCCCACUUCGUCUUGUGCAGCCGUGCUCGUCUAGACGUCAAGACCCAAAAUAAAUAAAUUAGUAGAGAGGGAGACAGAACCAGAAACAAUCUCUACCAAAACAGAUCUGAGAAAGAGAGAGAUAGUGUAGGAACAUUUGACAAUGGCAUCUGAGAGUAACGAGGCCGCCAGAUCUGGAUCCACCACCACCGCUACAGCUGUGGCAAACGGCAAUCAUCAGUCUCCGUCUCCGGCUCCGGCUCCGGCUCCGGCUCCGGUAGAGACAGACCAGCGUCGGAAGAUCGCGCUGAUAACGGGCAUAACGGGGCAGGAUGGGUCGUACCUGACGGAGUUUCUGCUAGCGAAGGGGUACGAAGUGCACGGUCUGAUCCGGAGGUCUUCCAACUUCAACACGCAGCGGAUCAACCACAUCUAUAUCGACCCCCACAACUCACACAAAGCACUCAUGAAGCUCCACUACGCCGACCUUAGCGAUGCUUCCUCCCUACGCCGUUGGCUUGAUACCAUUCUCCCUGACGAGGUCUACAAUCUCGCCGCCCAAUCUCAUGUCGCUGUCUCAUUCGAGAUCCCAGAUUACACAGCUGAUGUUGUUGCCACCGGCGCCCUCCGCCUCCUUGAGGCCGUCCGUUCCCAUAUCGCUGCUACUGGCCGAUCCCACAUCCGCUACUACCAGGCCGGCUCCUCUGAGAUGUUUGGCUCCACCCCUCCGCCCCAGUCCGAGACCACACCCUUCCACCCCCGCUCACCCUAUGCCGCUUCCAAAUGCGCCGCCCAUUGGUACACCGUCAACUACCGCGAGGCCUAUGGCAUUUUUGCCUGCAAUGGCAUCCUCUUCAACCACGAGUCCCCUCGCCGAGGCGAGAAUUUCGUCACGCGCAAGAUCACCCGCGCUGUUGGCAGGAUCAAGAUCGGCCUCCAGAGCAAGCUCUUCCUGGGCAAUCUGCAGGCUUCCAGGGAUUGGGGUUUCGCCGGAGAUUACGUGGAGGCCAUGUGGAUGAUGCUUCAGCAGGACAAGCCGGACGAUUAUGUGGUCGCUACCGAGGAGUCCCACACCGUCGAGGAAUUCUUGCAGGUCGCAUUUGGGUAUGUCGGAUUGAAUUGGAAGGAUCACGUGUCCAUCGAUCCGCGCUAUUUCAGGCCCACUGAGGUCGAUAACUUGAAGGGGGAUUCCAGUAAAACGAGGCGGAUGCUUGGGUGGAAACCCAAGGUUGGGUUUGAGCAAUUGGUGAAGAUGAUGGUUGACGAGGACGUCGAGUUGGCCAAGAGGGAGAAGGUGCUUGUUGAUGCUGGGUAUAUGGAUGCACAGCAACAGCCAUGAUCAGAUCUGAAAUUCUGGAUUAGUUACCGCCAUUGUUGUAAGGGUUCAAUUCUAUUUUCCCUUCUGUUUCAUUUUGUUCUUUCUCUUUAGGGUUAUUAUAGGAUGAUUAGAUAUCAGAAGAUUGUCAUUGGAAAUUUGGGUAUAUGGUAUUCAUGGACGGCAGAUGGGAGCUGAAAUUUUGUAGAGAGACAGAGCCGAAGGUCCCUCGAUCAAAUGUCAAGUUUUAGCUUAAUUGGAGUUGUGAAAUAGCAAAAUGAAGCUUCCAAAAAUCAACUACUACCAAGAAGGUGCAUUACAUCAAAUGGGAUCAGAAUUACCAUUUUUUGUUCUACUUUUUUUCUUUUUUUUGGUAAUCCAUUUUUUGUUCUUCUUGUUCUGCAGAAUGUGUCGUUUGAUCUCUCAUUUAGACCUGAUUCAUUCAAUUCUAGGAUUUGAUAAUUGUUGUCAUACUUAUAUAAUAUAAUCUGAAAGUCCUCAUCUGUUCUUUGUUCUGCA